CAGAAAUCGGGGACAUUUUGAGCCCCUGGGUUUGAGUCAGCGGUGUAUCGCAUUUCACUGAAAAACAAGAUGGCGGCCAUUGCUACCCGAUCUGAGCGAGAACGUGUUUCCUACUAUAUCCUCCAUAAUUUAAGUUCCUCCGAUAUAUUAUUUCCUGAGAGAAAAAGGAAAAAGAGGUGCCGUGGAAAAAAUCUCGGGACAUAUGAAGCUGAGCGCUUGAUAGCAAAUCGGGAAGACUCGGAGGGAAAAAAAUUCCUCGUAAAAUGGAAAGGCUACAGUACCUUUGAAAAUACUUGGGAACCAGAAGAAAACCUUUCCCCCCUUCUGUUGAGGAACUUUGAUUCUCCAAGACCUGAAGGAGACAUUGUACAGAGCUGCAUCGACAGAAUGAGAUUUGCUCUACUGGAAGCACUUAAACACAAGGGUCCUGAGCAGAAAGUCUCUUUAGAGUUUCGACAUGAUGUUUUCAAGUAUUUGUUUUGUGGAAAAGGAAGAACAGCAGCAGAGAAAAACUGGACUCUCUUAGAAGAGACUGACUUUAACAAAUGUAAACUCCCAAUUAACUGGAGUUGCAUUUUUGAUAGUCACGGAGAUGGCAUUAUGGUUAGAUUUCCUGUUAAAGUACGGAAAUACCUGACAUUGUCACCCAAAUCUUAUGAAAAAGUUGGUGACAAAAUUGUGGAGAUGCCAAGAGCAUAUAUAGAGAAACUAUCAAUCAAAUUUGUUAAGGUCCCUUCAUCAUGUAAUUAAUUAGUAGCUGUUUCAGUUGUGGGCCUUUUAUACGAUUAAACCUUUCUCUAAAGUUAA
Stylophora pistillata is the source of this 807-nucleotide messenger RNA. RefSeq names its product histone-lysine N-methyltransferase SUV39H1-A. Lineage: Eukaryota; Metazoa; Cnidaria; Anthozoa; Scleractinia; Pocilloporidae. The record is from RefSeq and is a predicted model, not a curated record.